Esox lucius (northern pike) is the source of this 2230-nucleotide messenger RNA. Its product is annotated as ras-related protein Rab-8A. The transcript is spliced from 8 exons. Gene Ontology annotation, biological process: neurotransmitter receptor transport to postsynaptic membrane; Golgi vesicle fusion to target membrane; cellular response to insulin stimulus. NCBI's taxonomy places the organism in Eukaryota, Metazoa, Chordata, Actinopteri, Esociformes, Esocidae. The record is from RefSeq and is a predicted model, not a curated record. The coding region runs from base 55 to 675 and encodes 206 amino acids. Gene Ontology annotation, cellular component: plasma membrane; synaptic vesicle; dendritic spine. Gene Ontology annotation, molecular function: GTP binding; GTPase activity.
GCAACGUAUCUUUUUACUGGGCUGUCGGGCGGGAUUUCCGCAAUUGCUAAUAAUAUGGCGAAGACGUACGAUUACUUGUUUAAACUACUGUUAAUCGGCGAUUCUGGCGUUGGAAAGACGUGUGUCUUGUUCAGGUUUUCAGAAGAUGCCUUCAACUCAACGUUUAUCUCCACAAUAGGUAUAGACUUUAAAAUUAGAACAAUAGAACUAGAUGGAAAGAAGAUCAAGCUACAGAUAUGGGACACAGCUGGCCAGGAGCGAUUUCGAACAAUCACAACAGCAUACUACAGAGGAGCCAUGGGCAUUAUGUUGGUCUACGAUAUCACUAACGAGAAGUCCUUUGACAACAUCAAGAACUGGAUAAGGAAUAUAGAGGAGCAUGCCUCUGCAGAUGUAGAGAAGAUGGUGUUGGGCAACAAAUGUGAUGUCAAUGACAAGCGACAGGUGUCCAAAGACCGAGGGGAGAAGUUGGCUUUGGAGUAUGGUAUCAAGUUUAUGGAGACCAGUGCAAAGGCCAACAUCAAUGUGGAGAAUGCAUUUAUGACUCUUGCUAGAGACAUCAAGGCGAAAAUGGACAAGAAACUGGAGGGCAACAAUCCACAGGGCAGCAGUCAGGGGGUGAAGAUUACAGAACAGCCCAAGAAGAGUAGUUUCUUCCGCUGCACCCUUCUGUAGGACAUUUAUUGUCCAUAGCUGGACAAAACUGGACUGGGCUUGCUCAGAGCUCUUUUUUUUUUUGCCCUGUUCCCAUCCCUCUAGUUCUGCAUAUCCCAGGCCUUUUGUGGCAUUUAGCUUUUUUUUUUUUUUUCACCAUCUGCCCCCCAGUUUACAAACGGUAGCAUUCAUUGGUCGGGUGGAUCAAUCAGGGUUCUUUCGAUGGGUGUGAGAUGGCGAUAUACUGGGCUCUAUACUCCAUCAUGCACUUCUAUCGUAAUUACAAGUUGCUUUCUUUUCUCCCUUCCAUCUCUGUCCUCUGCAACAGGCAUUGUUACAAAUACCUAUGUUGCUCAGUGCUUCCACUGCUGCCAAGUUGAUCCAUAGUGAGGUUUUAUCUCAACAUGUAUCGACCGAAUCCUUAAAAGCAGUUGUCCUAUUCCAUGAUUAUUUAACUGCAUAUGUCUUCUGAGGUUUUUGCACUGCCAUUUAGGGACCGUGUAGAUUUAUUUCAAAUGUGUCAUAAUGCAGCCUUUCCCUUUCUUAAAUGAUAGUUAUUCUUUGUCCUACCUUGACAAUCCCAAUUUGUAUCCAACCAGUAACACCCGAGAACGCAACUUGUGUAUAUUUUUAAGACAUUAUUUUUGAAAACUUGCUAAUGUCACAGUUUUACCAUGUAUACAGUUCAGUAAAGAGGGACCAUCUUAACAACUUACCUUAAAUUGGCUUCUGCACUGAGUAUUUCACAUGUAUUUACCAUUAUGAAGUUCAGAUCAUGUUAUGUGGAAGGUUUAUCCAACUUAUAAACAAAUCUAUUUGAAUGUUAGAACAAUUCGUUGUGCUGGUAGUUAAAUAUUGUUACUGUGUACUCUUGCACUUUACUAGUGAAAUUGGCUUCACUGCUUACAAUUGGCAAAUGUAUGUUAUUUGGGUCCCUGUGGAGAAUAAACAUAGCCCAUCUAACAAUGGACAUGCUAAGGAUGUCCAGGGGACCUUCACACAACCUCCUGACAUUCCAGGGACUCCCUAACAAUUCUUUUGUUUGCAGGGACGUCAGUAUUCAUUAAUAUUCAACAAUUACAUUCCAGAAUUUAUUCCAGUGGCACUUAGUUGAAAUCUGUUCCAAAAUCGCAUCAGUCUGCUGUAGUUGGACGUUAAUUCUAAUAUAAUGAUUGAAUGCAUCAAUUUACCAGUUGUUUUGUUUUGGCGUUCAAUGUGUGUUUUUAUAUAAAUCCACUUUGAAGUAAAUAGCACCCCGUUGCCCCAAAUAUAUAUUUUUUAAUAUGAAAUAGAAAUUGCUGAGAAAUUGUCCUUUGGGUGGUGGUAAUUGCUUUAUCGUCAAGUUUGAUGAUUUACAAAGUAUUAUGCACCUUUUCGUGUUCUAACUUAUAAGCCUAUUCCAUAUUAUUUACUAUUUGUUUAUAAUAAUCUAAGUCUAUUCCAUAUUGUUUACUGUUUGUUUAUAAUUGUGAUACUGUUCAGGUGCAGAUUUGUGGCCUUUUGUAACUUUCAAAACCUGUAUCAUUCUAUGUUGUCAGUUCUUGUGGCAUAAAAUUACAGUAACAAUAUCACUUAA